Messenger RNA from Ilex paraguariensis (yerba mate), 391 nucleotides. Lineage: Eukaryota; Viridiplantae; Streptophyta; Magnoliopsida; Aquifoliales; Aquifoliaceae. The record is from the annotation of a GenBank genome assembly.
AUGGAGGGAAACGUUUCCUUUGAGCUCUUUGGCAUCAGAUUUUGUGGCAAGUAUCACAUAUCAUUGUCAUACAAUUCUAACUACUACACCUCCAUUGUUUCUACGUUGCUUAAUUUUGUGAGAAUGUUUGUUCGAGCCCAUGAUGAAAACUGCAAGCAGCUUGAGUUUGAAAAGAAGAAAGCACUCAAGGAAGCAGAAAAUGAGAAGGUGAAAUUAAGUGCCUCGAAGAAGGACCAAGAUAAUGAAAAGAUGAAGACAAAUGCUCCCAAGGCAUCUAAGCACUUAAUACCAACUCAGUAGCAGUGCCAACUAAGUGAUUUCCAUUCCUUUUUGAAUUGGCGAUGACAAAGUUAUUGUCCAGUGGAUGAAAAAAAAUGGCCAAAUUCCUUUC